AUGGCAACCAUAAUCCCCAGUAUCGCCAAGAUCGCCCGCAACCAGGCCACUAUGGCCGAUAUCCAGCAUCUCGAGGACGCAGAUUCCCUGCUCAAAGACCGCCGCAAGUUGCCCGUCUACGGGAGCGCUGCCGACCUUCUCGAAAUGUAUCACCAAAAUCAGGUGAUCAUCUUGUCAAGUGAGACCGGCGCGGGCAAGUCAACCCAGGUGCCGCAGAUACUCGUAUAUGAUGAGUAUGGCAGCAAUCUCUUGAUUGCUUGUACCCAACCGCGCAAGUUGGCGGCUAAAACACUGGCCCGGAGGGUGGCCCACGAGAUGGGUGUGGCGGUUGGCGAGACUGUUGGCUUCCAAGUUGCUGGCGAAUCAUGCAUAACUCGAAAAGGCAAUAAUACCACCCGUCUGUCGUUCAUGACGGAGCAGGUCUUGGUCAACCAGGCUAUCGAUGACCCGGAUUUCUCAAAGUACGCAUGCGUCAUAGUUGACGAGGCCCAUGAGCGCACCAUGCAGGCGGAUACUCUGAUGGCUCUGCUCAAAAGAGCAUUGACUCGCCGCAAGGACCUAAAGGUUAUCAUCAUGUCUGCCACGAUCAAUGCAGAGAAAUUCACACAGUACUUUAACAACUGCCCCGUCCUCCAAGUUCCUGGUCGCGCGUACGAGGUCGACAUCCGACACAUCGAACCGAACGGAGAGACUAAUGACUAUGUGAUGCUUGCGGCAAACGUGGUGGAUUACAUCCACAAGAACGAGGGUCCCGGUGACAUUCUCGUCUUUGGAACAGGACUGUCUGAUAUAACAGAAAUCGCUAAUCUCGUUCGUCACUGUACUCCCGGCGUCGACGUGCAUCUCCUCAUAGCGUCUCUAUCCUGGGAGGACCAAGAACAAGCUCUCAACUCAUCAGGUCCCAAUCGGAAGUGCAUUGUCUCCACCAAUGUGGCAGAGACCAGUUUGACAGUCAAUAAUGUUGUCUUUAUCAUUGACACUGGGCUGUCGAAGCAGGCAGUCUACAAUCCUCGACUGCGUCUACAUAUGCUCCCGACGCGUCCAAUCUCGCGCGCUUCUGCGAUACAGCGUGCAGGAAGAGCAGGCCGAACCGCCAACGGAGUUUGCUUUCGGCUGUACACGGAGAAGACCUUCAAUCAGUUGGAGGAAAUGACAGCCCCGGCCAUGUUGACUUCGCCGGUAGAUGAUGUUCUGCUCACGCUCCUUGCUAUUGGCGUUACCAAGCUCGUCGACUUUGACUGGCUUGACAUUCCGUACCCGGAUAUGUUUGCCAGUGCACUCCAGGAUCUUCAUCUGUACGGUCUCAUCAAUGAUGAAGGCAAACUCACCAAGUCUGGCAUGACGGCUUCGACAAUUCAGCUCUCCCCCGCAUGGUUUCGGGCCGUCGAAGAAGCUGCUGCCACAUCCUCUGGCUCCAUCGACAUGAUUGACCUGGCGGUGGUGUGCAGUUCGCAGAAGUCAAUUUUUCUUCGACCCGCUGGACAUGAACAAGUCGCCGAUCUUGCUCGAGCCAUGUUUCAGUAUGCUCCUUCCGACCAUCUUACUCUGCUGAAUGCGUUUCACCAGUUCGAGAGAGCCUUGGAAAAAAGCAAAAGCAACAAAGACUUUAGCUUGCAGGACUGGUGCAACACGCAUUACCUCGACAUCAACGUUCUUGAAGAGGUUCUUCAGACACGGGCCAUUGUUGUACGUCAGUUCAAGAAGACCGACAUCCGCCCCUCAACUGCAAACAUCAGAAGCUUCGACUUCAUCAAGGCCCUUGCCCGGGCUUUCUGCAACCAAAUUGCGUACCUUGACAACGAUAGCUAUCGCACAGUCAAUACGCAUGUAAUGGCACGUCUCUCCGCUCAUAGCUGCCUUCUCAAUGACAACGCCGUUUGGGUUAUGUAUACCAAGCUCUCUAUGACAGGAAGAGACGUUGAAAUGGAUACAGUCUCUAUCAUCAGCCUUGAUUGGCUUCUGGAUCUGCCCGCGUUUCAGCUGGAUGCCUUGGCCAAGAAGUACAACGGCACCGCGCGUCAGCCGUUUGUACACGAGUCAAUUGAGGCUGCCAAACGCGUUGAAGCUGAAAAGGCCACACCUGCCGCAACGGAGGAAAUGUCAACGCCUGUCACCCAACUCAUCGAGGCGAUCGAGUCCUUCCACCUCUCGGAUGGCCUUGGCGAGAAUUGGGAGCAAAAGGGUUCUGCAUCAGACAGCGUCCAUCGCUACUUUGCCGCCCUGCCGGAUAUUCACACCUAUUACCAGGCGAUUGGUGUACCCUCGCACUUGCCUUCGAAAAACGGACUCCUCAUGCAGGGCCAUGGGUACGCGAGUACAAUACCCGGCGGGACUGCAGAGAAGAAGGCCCAAGUCAAUGCCGAGUUUAUAUAUAUAUUCCGAAAGGUCGACCCAGCGAAGCCGUUCGACCAAGUUCCCCACCAGUGGACGGCAGUGCUGCGAGUCGAGAACUCUCGUAGACCGUUCGAGGAUGAGACGUGGGCGAUUGCAUGUGUCCCACUGGAAAAGGCUGCUGCUCUGGAGACGGAAGGAUGGGAAGUCUAG
Beauveria bassiana ARSEF 2860 is the source of this 2544-nucleotide messenger RNA. RefSeq names its product pre-mRNA splicing factor ATP-dependent RNA helicase PRP43. The coding region runs from base 1 to 2544 and encodes 847 amino acids. Gene Ontology annotation, molecular function: ATP binding; RNA binding. The transcript is spliced from 7 exons. The record is from RefSeq and is a predicted model, not a curated record. Gene Ontology annotation, cellular component: intracellular anatomical structure. Lineage: Eukaryota; Fungi; Ascomycota; Sordariomycetes; Hypocreales; Cordycipitaceae.